AUGUCCGACGCCACCAAGAAGACCGGCAACACCGUCAACUCCAUCGGCGACCAGGCCGCCGGCGGCGCGCAGUUCCUCACCAGCACGCUGGGCAACACCCUCGGCGGCGUGACGGGCACGCUGGGCAACGUCACGGGCGAGGCGACGCGGGGCGUCGGCAACACCGUCACGAGCGCGACGGGCGAGACGGGCCGCCCCGUCGGCGACGCGCUGGGCAACCUGGGCACGGGCGUCCAGGGUGGGCUCAACAGCGUGGGCCAGGGCGUCGAGAACGCGGGACAGUGGAAGAAGCAACUGUACGAUAUGUAA
Messenger RNA from Purpureocillium lilacinum, 309 nucleotides. RefSeq lists its product as uncharacterized. The record is from RefSeq and is a predicted model, not a curated record. NCBI's taxonomy places the organism in Eukaryota, Fungi, Ascomycota, Sordariomycetes, Hypocreales, Ophiocordycipitaceae.